Messenger RNA from Penicillium arizonense, 423 nucleotides. RefSeq lists its product as uncharacterized. Gene Ontology annotation, cellular component: membrane. NCBI's taxonomy places the organism in Eukaryota, Fungi, Ascomycota, Eurotiomycetes, Eurotiales, Aspergillaceae. Bases 1 to 423 code for a protein of 140 amino acids. The transcript has a single exon. The record is from RefSeq and is a predicted model, not a curated record.
AUGUCGAGUCUCUCGCCAUUUAUUAUGGCAAUCUUCAACCCGACGUCAUCGUACUGGGGAUAUGAAUUCUUUGCCGUUUCACUUAGUUCAAUCGCGCCGGGCGCCAUCAUCCUUAUUUCUAGCAGGAUCAUUGCUGAAGGUCUGCCUUUUGAGACUCAGGGUUUGGCGACAGGGGCCAUUUGCACUGUUGCCAUGGUCGGAUCGUCUAUUGGCAUGUCGUUGGCUGGAUUUAUCUCAUAUGAUGUGACCACAUCUCAAAGUCCACUAUCUGGUGAAAGUGCGUCUUUCGUUGAGUCCCCAGAGGCAAUCAUGAACGGCUAUCGAACAGCCUUUUGGUUUUUGUUUGUAAUGAACUUAGUCGGUCUCGGUAUCACCCUGUGUUGUCUGCGGAAGAUUGGAUACUUGGGACGCGCAUUAACAUAG